Thrips palmi is the source of this 2626-nucleotide messenger RNA. RefSeq lists its product as uncharacterized. The coding region runs from base 144 to 2534 and encodes 796 amino acids. Lineage: Eukaryota; Metazoa; Arthropoda; Insecta; Thysanoptera; Thripidae. The record is from RefSeq and is a predicted model, not a curated record. The transcript has 3 exons.
AAAUGAAAAGGCUGCUGGAGAGAAGUCUGCACACCAAGAUAAGGAGACUGAGUUUUGGAGUGGGGAUGAAUGUGAAUAAGUAGAACCUACUGAGGCAGGAUUUUGUUCAGAAGUGAGGCAACCACGGAGCAGGACUGUUCAUCAUGUCGACAACAACCAAGCACAAAGUAUGGCUUGUGUUACUGGUCAUAGGGAUUGCCACAAGUGCCCCUCUCAAUGAUGAGAGGAUUUACUUUCCCGGUGAAAGCCAGGAAUUGGAACCCCGAGGCUAUGGGUUACAACCUAACAUGCUGCCAAGCCAGGAACAUCAAUCAUAUCGAGGUGUAGGUCAGGAUGUAAGUGAAGAGCAGGCAUGGCCCCAGAACAACAACCCUCAAACACCGGUUCUUGAAAGUGGCUACCAAGGGCGCCCAGAAUUGCCUGCCUAUCAAGAGCAGAAUGGUUAUGGAGCUGGAUACAGUGGACAGCCUCAAAGGACACUGCCAUAUGCCCCAGUCAACUGGGGGACAGACUCUCAACAAGGUAACAUAGAAAAGUCUCAUCACAUGUCAUCAUAUAGCGCAUCCAGUUUCCAGCACUCUGCAGAGUCUCCAGGAGCAUAUGUGCCAAAUGGGCCUAGCCCCCUUCAAGGUGCAUCUUACUCCAGCAUUACAAACAACGGCAUACAUCAUGGUGUACAUCAUGGAGGUCAGAAAGUGACGAAGCACACAUGGACAUCCCAGCACUUGGCAUCCGGAUCAGGUGAGCUGCAGCAUGGUCCACAGUACAUAGUUCAUCAAGAGGCAGACAAUCAGGGGCAAGAUCAAAGAGGGCUCGAGCACAGCUUCAGCUCAGUUGCACAUCAGGCACACAGCACCAACGAUUUAUCAUCAAUCAUUGGUGGACCAACACAACAAGGCCACGAAUUGCACCCAACAAUCCAGCAAGCACUUGGUAAUGUAAUUGGGCAUUCUUCAGGAAAAGUAAUGUCACAGCCAUCACAACACACAGUUCACAAAAUUUCUCACAUGAAAAAGACAUCAAUUCAAAAUGUGGGCCAAGAGCCCGUUCUCAUUCAAUCAACUUCGUCAAAUGAUGAUAUCAGUCUUUCUCAUCUGAUAGAGGAGCUGAAAAUGCUUGAGAACUCACCAAGGCAUAUUAACAUAACAUGGUGCGAGGAGAAGAUAAAAGAGUUCCUUCAAUCACUUAGACGUAAGCAAGCAAGCGGAGUUUUCAUCAAUCAACAAGUACAAGAGGAAACCCUCCAUCAAAUUUUGACCCAUGAGGGAGUUCAGAAUACUGACAGUAGUGGAGGAGUUAAUGAGCCAGUUGUGACCAAGGUGACUGUGAGGCCACUGGGAAGGGAGGACAUGACAAAAUCGCAAGUUGAGUCAGAAACAUUUGCACAUCAUCAGGAAAGUCACAUAGACAGGAAUGAUGUUGAGGCACCACAUCCACCAACUGACCAAAUUCAGGAAGAAAGCAAAAGCAACACAGACACUGAAGUUAUUACAAUAAUUCCACACGCUAACGAGCAGCGACCAGAAAUAAUGGCACAUCAGCAUGAAUUCGGGAAUCAAUCACCUCCACUUACAUCUGACAACACCAAAGACCUCCAAGAGUUAGAUCUUGAUUUGCCUGAGUACGUUCCAUUUGAACAUGCUCUUUCGGGAGAUAUACAAGCGGCUGCAGGCAACUUUCACAAGGAGACCAGACCAUUUCCAAAACCAGUAGAGGGGGAGACAUCCGAAGGUCAUCUAGUUGCAACAGAAACUCAGCAUCAGCAGGAGGCCUCAUCCUCAGAAACACAUCAAGAAAACGAGGAUAGAGUAACACAAGAACUGAAGGACAUGUCCAAUCAUCAGAUUGACUCUGAAACAUCUCACGAUGGAAAAAUGAUAUCUGAACAGAAGAAAGAACAAAUAGAAGAAGGGUCAUCAAACCAUGCUGAAUCAAAUUAUCUUGGGGGAAAAGUAAACUAUGAACAACUUCAGAACACAAGUCAACAUCAUAACAUUCAAGGGAGACCCCAAGCACCUGAGGGAGAAUUAGAAGGUACAGCUGAGAAAAGCCAGGAAGAAAAUAUAAUGCACUCAGGACAGUCUUCUGGAUCAGUUGGAAGUUCUGCAACAAUAGAUGAAGCUGGAAAUGGAUUUGUUUUGAACUCAUCAGCAGGGGGACAUUACACUCAAACACAUCAGUCAACGACCAUUCAAACCCUUCACAAACAACAAAUUAACUAUGACACACUGAUAGAAGAACUUAUUCAACUUGAAAGCAUUCCUGGUCAUCAAGCAAUAGAUAAGUGUGAAGAGAAGAUUCAAGAGUUUUUGGAAAUUCUCAAAUACCAGCAAGAGCAAGGUUUUGGACGAAACCAACAAGAGCUACAAAGACUUCAUCAGACUCUGAUUGAACAAGCCGAAGAGAGAAGCAAGCAGUUGGCAAACCCUGAAGCAACUACGUUGGCGCCAACAUCAUUCUGGAGGAGAGUGCAGAAAAAAAUUAAAACUACAUACGACAGUGCAAAAGAUAAGGCCAAGGAGGUAAUUGGUUGAAAACUUGUCAUAAAGGGUGUUCGAAAAAGCAGGAAGAAUGAAGCUGUACAGAAAUUCAAAAAUGGGAAUAAAUGAAAUAGUAGUCCAUAAAA